CUCGCAGUUGGCAGGAUGGCGCGGGCCUGCCAGGGAACAUCGAGUCAGGGGACCACUGCCAGGGUUCCAAGGUUGUUUGCCAGUGGUUGGCUGGGACUGUUGGGAGUCUGGACAGUCCGGAACCGGGCUGCCGUGAUGGGGUUCUGUUUCGUGAUGGCCUUGGGCGAUGUUACAGUUGGGCUUGUGAGGACUGCGUAAGCGUACCUACAUACGGCCUCGAAGCCUUGCUUGAGG
This is a messenger RNA of Microdochium trichocladiopsis, 234 nucleotides long. RefSeq lists its product as uncharacterized. NCBI's taxonomy places the organism in Eukaryota, Fungi, Ascomycota, Sordariomycetes, Xylariales, Microdochiaceae. The transcript has a single exon. Bases 16 to 198 code for a protein of 60 amino acids. The record is from RefSeq and is a predicted model, not a curated record.